AUGAAGCCCGUUGCCUUGAUCCUGCUCUUUGUGGCCAUCAGCCAGGCCAGAGUGCUGAAUCUGCCCAAGGAGGCGAUCGAUAUUCCUGUGGCCAUUGUCGAGGAUAAGGAGCCACCAGUAGCUUUACCUUUGGUGAAAGAGGAGAUAAAGGAGGCAGCUAUUCCAGAGGAAGUGAAGCCAAUUGUCCGAGAAGAAAAAGCCAAGUAUCACAGUGUGGAAGUGAAGCCAGAAAUCUUUAUUGAGAAGAUCAAAGAGCAGAUUAAGAAGCCGAUUGAGGAGCAAGUUAAGAAGCAGCUCAAUGAUCUUGAGAAAAAAUCCCUGGAGAUUAAGGAAAUUGAGCAGAAGCCUCAGGAAAUCAAGGAAGAAGCUCAGCUGCCAGAAAUCAAACAGGAGACGACACCAGAAAUCAAAGAAGAGCCUGCACAGAGCAUUUUGAAAUCUCUGCCAGCUGAAGAGGCCGUUGUUGUGCCUGCCGAGGAGCUGUCCCCGAAUCCGGUGGAGCAGGAGCAGUCGGAAAACCAGAACGCCGCCCAUCCUCAGGUCCGCCAAGCCACCCAGGCCACGCCCACCCAGCAGAGCACCACCCAGGGCAACUUUGUCCAGCAGUUGAUCCAGAACUCUCCCAUUGGCCAAUUCCUGAAUCAGUUCCAGCCGCAGCCAGCUGCUGCUGCCGCUCCAGCUCCAGCCCAAGCCCAGGCGGAUGAUGCUGCUGCUGCGGCACCUGCCACUCCGGCACCCACGGUGCCCGGUUUCCUGAAUCCCCAGGCUGCCAUCACCUCCGCCCAACAGGCGGUGCAAAAUGCCGCUCAGAGUGCCGUCAAUGCCACCACUCAGGCGUUCCAGGGCAUCCAGCAGUUCGCCAGCAACCUGGGCAACCAGUUCCAGAACACCCUGUCCAGCCUGACGGGCCAGCAGCAGCAGGCGGUGUCCACUACUCCGCGUCCACCAGGUCCCAUCCAGCAGUUUGUGAACAAUGUGUUUGGUGGCAACAACAAUGCCACGGCCGCUGCUCCGCCUGCCCAGCAAAGUGGCAAUCCCCUGCAGGGUAUCAUCAACUUCCUGGGUGGCAAUCGUCCCCAGAAUGCCCCAGCUGCCGCUCCAGCCACUCAGGCCACCGACAAGCCCGCCGUCGAUGACAAAAUCGAUCCUGCCAAGGAUGAUGAGGUGGCUGAGUUUGUGCCGGAUUCCGAGAAUGAGGUGCGUGCGAGUGGCGAAAGCAUUGACGAUUCCUUCGAGGAGGCUGGAGUUCCUUCGAAUGAGGUUAUUGUGGUCAACGAUGAUGCCGGCGAGGAUGGAAACGCUAUCCAGAAUCAUCCGGUGGCCACCGAUGCAGUGGCUCUCUAA
Drosophila teissieri is the source of this 1344-nucleotide messenger RNA. RefSeq names its product 20-hydroxyecdysone protein (gene ImpE2). The record is from RefSeq and is a predicted model, not a curated record. Lineage: Eukaryota; Metazoa; Arthropoda; Insecta; Diptera; Drosophilidae. The coding region runs from base 1 to 1344 and encodes 447 amino acids. The transcript is spliced from 2 exons.